UCUGCAUGUAGAAGCUAUAUAGGGUGGACUGGAUUGUGAAAGGUUUGGAAAAGGGAAUUGUAUUUUAAGUUUGACCACUGCGUCCAGGCAUUCAUCAGAGUUGACGCUGUACCUAAAAAAUGGAGGGACCAUCAGGAGCUUCAAGCAGUGGUACAGGAUACAAAAGAUCAAGAGGCACCAAUUGGACAGAAGAAGAAACAGAACAGUUGUUGGAGGCAUGGGCAGAUAGAGAUGUUCAACUGCUUUUGGAGAAUGGUCCUCACAAUAGGCAGGCUUUCGAAAGAGUGUCUUUUAAUCUUGCUGUACACCACAUGGACAAGACGCCAAGCCAAUGCCGUGAGAAGAUAAAGAAGCUUAAAACCAUGUAUCGCAAUUUAAACAAUCAUGGAAAAGUUUCGAAAAAUAUGCGAGGACGUCUAAUGCACAAGCUCCACCAAGUGAUGGAAGGUAUUCCUAGUGUAUCUUCAGCCACUAGCAAAGCUCAUGGCGCCGAUGCCACUUGUAAUCAUGAGGAAAUGGAUGGAGUAGAAACCGAGGGACCAACGCCAAAUAAUGUUGUGGAUGAAGACUUUCUUGAUGACGACAUUAGUGCCAGUUCAGAUUCAGAAUCUGUAUCAAGCUCCGAUGCGGAAGACGUAGCACCCCACAGACGAGUUCCAAAACAUAGAGAUAAAAGAAGGAAACCAUCCUGCAAAAGGAAAGAAAGCCGUUCCAAAAGACGUUCCGCAGUCUACGUUCUCAUCGACAAGGUUAUAAGCGCUCAAUCAGCAGCUAACGAACGAUUUUCAGCUUUGGAAGAAAGACGGCUAUUGUUAGACAAGGAACUUGAAGAAAAGCGAAUUGAAGCCGAGGCCGCUCGGCAAGAGGCGCAACGUCAACACGAGCUCAGACUGUUGAGUACGAUGGCUCAGCAGAUGGCCUGCAUUCUCAAGAGUUUCAACCCGAUGGCGUUUACCGGUUCGCGCUGUGAGACAGUCGCCACGCCCAUUACAGUGGAUGUCUCCACAGGCGACAGGACUAGUGGUGACGCAGGCAGUCCGUCCAAACCACACGAGGUCAACGGAUGCGUCCAUUCGAAUGACUACACGGACAGUACCGUUUACUCGGCCAUGUGACGUAGUUUUUUUCGUUAUUUAUUGCCUCUGACGAAAAAUCUGCAGUAAGGCUGGAAGCGACGUAAUACAUGUUCUGUAAUACGUUUGCCCAGCCAUACACUGAAGCCGAGAUAAUUAAAUGGUAACAGAGUUGUAUGUCAGACAAAUGUGUGUUGUUGCAAACAUUCUCCAUAUUUCCUUACGGCCCAUAUAACAACGCAAUUAUUAUGAAUAUAUUGUACACCUUCCGGUGGAUACAAUUACGUAAAUCUUUUUGUUUUCGUUUUCCCACUUCCGUGCCUUUUUUAUAUUUUCAAUCAUUGAAAUGUUGAUUAUAAGAACUUGACAUUUGAAAAAAUGUGCAAUCAUAGCAAUUAUUUUGCAGUCGUGUUUUUAAUGUCAACAUCCUUUGUGGCCACUGUUUUUUCCCCCCUACGCUCAUUUCCGUGAAUUGCACUUGGCUUGUAGUCAAGGAGAACCGCGUUUAUUUGCACUCGAUCGCAUAAUUUUUUAUAUUUUUGUGCUGUUGUUCGAUCGAGUUACCUUUAACAAGUACCUCCGGUCAUUUGCCUGUAGGAAGCUGAUGCCCUCUUUUCUUAUUUUUCAUUCAAUAGUUGCCAUUAUGUUUUUAAGGACUAGUUCAAACGGAUCGUGAAUGUGAUACUCGUGCUCGAAAUCGCUAAUUAUAAGCUGCUGGACAGCUAUCGACCAAAGAAUAUUUUUCUCAACAAACAAUGACGGCGGCAGAAAAGGAAGGUUUGUGAUGAAGUGUGGAACAUGCUUGAUAUCCUUGGGUACAAACCAGAAAACCGCAAGAAACUUGUCACUAAGGACUUUGUUUGGCAGCUUUACAUCAACAUAGAAGUCAUUCCACAGUCAGACCCACCAAAAAUGAACUUUACCUGGGGUGAACGUGCAACAAUUGAGUUUACCAAAAAGGAAAUUCUUGCAUUUGCGGCUAAGGUACCAGUUUUAGUUAAAAUUCGCAGCUGUCCCUCGUAUCAACGACAUAAACGUAAUUAUUCCGGUUUCCGUUCCUAUUGCUUUCUUAUGUAUUUAUGGCCAGCCUCCUGAACAAUUUGGAGCACUGUGGGAUUUGGGUGAGAAAGAGGACAAAGCGAGGGAAGCAAAUUGAUUUUUGUUUGAUGCAGGAAUCUUUUGUAAUUACGUUGUUGUAAGUAAUUUAAAAACAAACUUAAAAGAAAACUGAAAACAUAUUGCAUGUGAAAAAAAAAAACAA
Daphnia carinata is the source of this 2334-nucleotide messenger RNA. RefSeq names its product myb/SANT-like DNA-binding domain-containing protein 2. NCBI's taxonomy places the organism in Eukaryota, Metazoa, Arthropoda, Branchiopoda, Diplostraca, Daphniidae. The transcript is spliced from 9 exons. Gene Ontology annotation, molecular function: transcription cis-regulatory region binding. The record is from RefSeq and is a predicted model, not a curated record. Gene Ontology annotation, cellular component: nucleus. Bases 120 to 1115 code for a protein of 331 amino acids.